Messenger RNA from Felis catus (domestic cat), 3425 nucleotides. RefSeq names its product vegetative cell wall protein gp1-like. The record is from RefSeq and is a predicted model, not a curated record. NCBI's taxonomy places the organism in Eukaryota, Metazoa, Chordata, Mammalia, Carnivora, Felidae. The coding region runs from base 276 to 1166 and encodes 296 amino acids. The transcript is spliced from 2 exons.
CCCUUCCGCAGCAGGGAGGGGGUCCCAAGCAAGCCUCUUGGGGCGUCCCCGAAGCCAGGGGCCCCGUGGAAUCUCGGGGAGGAGCCGAGGUGGGGAGCCAGCGGGUGUGCGCGUCCGGCCGCCGCCUCCCGCGGGCCGCCGAGAGGUGCAGAGCCCGCUCCGACUGGGCAGCGCCAGGCUCUGUGCAGCGGUUCUCCCCCUGCUGCGUCCCUCCCCGGCCCGGCCCAGGAGCGCGCCACGAGUGCGGUUCAAAGAAAGAAUCUCGAUGCUCGGAGAUGAACACCAGUGUCUUUUUCAACCCAGCGGACGCGUCCUCCCCGCGCGCCGGGGCAGGGGAGAAGGCGCUCCAGCCGUUGGUGGAGAGACGGGAGACCCGGAGAGGCCGCUCGCCAGGCUCGCCCCGGCCGGCCCCCAGCGCAGUUACCCGUCCCGGGCGGGAGCUGCCUCCGCCGCCUGCUGCUCCUCGGCCGCCGCCGCCUCCGCUCGCAGCGCCGCCCGUUCCCGCCUCCUUCUUGGCGCCCGCCGGCCCCGCACGCCGCUGCCCCGGGCGCAGGAGGGCGUGUGGACCGCCGCGAAGAGAGCCGGGCAAGUCCACGAGCGCCGCGGGCCCGCUGGGAGCCGAGCGUCCGCGGGGUCGGCGCUGGGGGCGCCCAGGCCGGCCCGGCGCGACUGUCCCCGCGCCCGCCGCCGCAGUUGCCUCCGCGCGUAUCCGCGCUCGGCUCAGGCACCGGGCGAUUAUACUGGGGCGCGCGGUGACGUCACCCGGACACCGGCUCCGCCGCCGCCUCCCCGAGGUGUCCUUGAGAACUGCGGGGCACGCGCGCCGCGCACACGCGCACACACGCACUGCGCGCCCGGUGCCUCCCGCGCACACUCCCCGCGUCCCGCCCCGCGCGCUCCUCCGCUCACACGGACGCCGCCCUCGAGCGCCCUCGACCGUGCCCGGCACCCUGCGGCCACACGUCUGCCCACGGAAACGCCUCCCCCCCGCCCGCACUCCAACGCUCCUCCCACAGCCCACCAGCCGCAGCGCCUCUGGGCGCGCACCGACACCCGCGAGAGCCAGGCCUUCCCGGCCCACACCCUGGCCCACACCCUGGCCGCACCGAAGACACACCUCUGCCCUCAGGCUUUCGCUGCAGGGCCAAGGAUCCAGGCUUUCCUAAGCGACACCACCUCAGGCCUCCCCCAUGGGCCUUUGUUCCCGAGCAGACGGAGAGGGAGCCGCAGGCCCAGGCCGGGCCAGCAGGCCUCUGCCCCCCUCCCCUUCCCUCAGGCCAACCAGGCCCCUGUGCCAUCUGCCCUCAGAGCGGAGCCCACCGACCCUCCCACCUUGGGUGCACUGCCCUGCUUCCUUCCUUUCGGGCCCUCUCCAGCACUAAGGGAGCUACGGAGAGCCCACGGGGAAGGGGGUUGGGACCCCCAGCCCCCACCCCCUCCUCAGCCCACUGGAGCUCCCCUCACCCUUCGGUGCCGCUUCAGCCUCACCCUUGGAGCCGCGGUUCCUCGUCCUCUGCGGUGUCAAGAUGGCCCCGCUCUCUCGCCUGAGACAUGCAACGUCCCCCCCUCCCCCCCAACAUACCUACCCCCUGCCCGACGUUCAGGAAGGCACCCAAAGCCCGUGGGGCUGGCAGCCAUCGCGGGACACAAGCUGGACACUCUCUCUGGCGGGGUGGAGGGCAGGGGACACUGGGCAGCUGGCACUCAGCUCUGUCAGAGACUGUUGCUCUCGGCCUCUGUCAGCCUCUGUCCACCAGGUGGAGGAUACCCCUCCUCACCCCAACGUGGGGAGACUUGCAGCUGCAGGGGGUCCGCUGUCCAUGGUGUUGAAACCCGACUCUGAACCCCAGUUCGCUCUCCCGCCUUGCCUCUGGACUUUCCACCCCGUCCUCUCCCACGAAGGGUCCGGGUCCAGUCGGGGUGCGAUGGCAGACGCCUACCCACCACCCUUGGCUUCCUGGAAAGGCCCAGGCCGGCUCUGGUUUCCAGCUCCCUGAAGCUUGUUUGCAUUCUAAGGUGGGGGGGAAGGGGGCUCAGGUUUACAGACCCCAGAUCUUUCUUCAGAUCUCUCUCCUACCGGGCUGGCUCCACCUGGGCCGGGAAGGGUAAGCACCCCUAGCAGACUCACUCCCUUCCCUGGUGGAGCCCUGCCUCCCUCACCAUCAGCAGAUCUCUCCGCAGGCAGGGCAGAUGUGGGGGUGUCGCGCUCCUUCCCUUGGAUCAGACAAGCUUUGCGCAGCCUGAAGGCAUUUUAUUUCCUCUUGCCAUUUUGACAUUUCGAGUCCUGAGCACCGAGGCUGUGCGUUUCCCUUCCCAGUAACCAGCGGCCCAUCACCCUGGCCUUCCGGGAGGAAGGAUGGCCCUGUGUGUGGGGGUGGAGCUGACCCGUGGGUGUAGGCUGGGAAAGGGAGAUGGUCCCCAGCCUCCACCCAUCCGGUAGGGACCUUCCUGAUGGGCCUGGAGCCUCCCAAGGUUUCAUAAGAGUCAACUUACUGCUGCCAGGCCCCGGCGCGGGCCCAGCCUCCGCAUGCGGCGGCCUCGCUGCUCCCCGCACCUGCUCUCUGCCGAUGCCCACGCCGCAGUCUCUCUCCGGCACACGAGAUUUUGUGUUUGUGGAUUUAUUUGCGAGCUCCCACCUCGGAGUGAAGGGUGCGGGGCGGUGCAGCCGGGUGGCUCAGGGCUCCGGGUUCCAGGCAGCCUCCUCCAUGCGCACAAAGGCCCCUCUCACCAUGGGCCGGCCGGCAACUUGGAGACAGGUCAGGUGUCUUCUUGGGGGCGGGACGUGGGCCGAGACCCCCUCCCCCUUCUCUCCCUGCAGCCUUCCGCGAAAGCCUGCGAAUGGCGAAUGGCGUGGGAUUAAACAAACCCACAGAAACCGGUGACGAACCCCCGCCCUCGCGGCUCCUGCUGUCUCGUCACCCGCCCCCGCCCCCCUGGGCGCAAGGCUUGUCACUCCUCCAGAAAGGGGUGGGGCUGUGGCCACAUCUGGGAACAGCUGGCUCCUGGCUGCUUGACCUUUGCCCCCAUUCCCAGGUUGGGGAGGAGGGGGACAGGGGUCUGGCCACCCACAGCGGUAGGGAGAGGCAGGAGGCCAGUGGCGCUGGCAGUGUAGAUGAAGCCUGGGGAGGGGAGGCUGAGGCUUUCAGCCUUAGGGAGGAGGGGACAGUUUGCAAGGGACUACAAGCCCCAUCCCUGCUCUGGGUCCCCUGUAGCCACAAAAUGGUCCACAGCUUCCAGUGCUGGCUUGGGAGGCCCCCACCCACAGACCUGCCCUUGCAGCGAGGCCCGGAUCCCCUCCGCCAGGCACCAGGAACCCCACACGUUUCCUCUGAGGGGAGCACCCCGGUCCUGUCCCUCCCCAGCCCUCCCACACCGGGACCAAGGCUCCCAGAGGCAGAGCAGGUGUCCUGAGGGAGGCGGAGGGA